AUGGUUCAGCCCAUCUUUGCUGUCUUGGCCCUGGCCACUGCGGCAUCGGGCGCCUUCACGGGUAACCUCAACUACCUGUCGCCAUCCAAGCACCAUGCCUCGCUCGGUGUCUCCAUCAACAAGGUCGCCAAGCGUACUUACGCCAACUCCCAUUGGGACCCGACCAAGCUCAACUUCACGCACGGCGUAGCGUCCGGCGACCCGUAUGAGGACAGCGUCAUCUUGUGGACGCGUGCUGCUCCGACAGCCGACAAUGACAAGAGCAAUCUGACCGUCAGCGGCUACGUUCCUCUUUACGACCACAGCAACGAGGACUACGUGAAGAAGAGCGACUCGCCGGUCUGCAUCGACUGGAAAAUCGGCGCGAGCAAGAGCCUUGAUUCUGUUGUUGACUCGGGUACUGCUUACACGAGCUCUGACGUGGAUUACACUGUCAAGGUUGAGGCCAAGCGGUUGGCGCCUUUCACGGUCUACUACUAUCAGUUUGGUAUCUGCAAUUCCAACAAGACUUCCCCGAUUGGCCGCACAAAGACGAUCCCUUCAAAGAACUCCCGAGUUGAAACACCAAUCAAGCUUGCCGUCUAUUCCUGCAGCAACUACCCUUUCGGUUUCUUCAAUGCGUACGGCAACCCAGUUCGGAAGGACUCAGUUGACUAUGUUAUACAUCUUGGAGACUACAUCUACGAGUACGGCAACGGCGAGUACGGUUGGGGCAACUCAAUCGAUAGAAUCCCUCUUCCUGAUCGCCAGAUCUACACUUUGUAUGACUACCGCAAGCGUAUUGCAACCUACAGAACGGACCUGGACUUGGUUGCCAGCCACCAGAGUUUCCCCUGGAUCCCCGUUUGGGAUGACCACGAGGUCUCGGACAAUACGUGGAGAGAUGGAGCGUCUGAGCUCAACAACACUGAAGAAUCUUUCAUCGCUGAUGGAGGUGUCUCGGUUGAUCAGCGCAAGAUGAACGCCGUUCGCGCAUACUUUGAGUGGAUGCCCAUUCGCCAAGUCGAUAUGGAUGACAACCUCCGCAUCUGGAGAGAGUUCAACUUUGGCAACCUCUUCGACCUUGUCAUGCUGGAUACUCGCCAGUAUGAUCGCGCUAUCACCGAUGUCUACACCAACACCAAUUAUAUCCACGCCAUCUCCAACGAUGCAAGCCGUUCCCUCAUGGGCCCCCGCCAAGAAGCCUGGUUCUACAAAACCCUCCGCCAAAGCUCCACCCGCGGCGCGACCUGGCGCGUCAUCGGCAACCAAAUCAUCUUCAGCCGCAUGAAUCAGAGCCUGGCCCUCGGUGCCGAGAACCCGAUGAACUACGACCAAUGGGACGGAUACCAAGCCAACCGCAACCGCACCUUCCAGGUCCUGUACGAGCAAAACGUCGGCAACAAUAUCUUCCUCGCAGGUGACUCGCACGCCUCGUGGGUUUCCGAUCUUGUUUGGCUCGGCGAGCACGAGUACGACCAGAGCACGGGCUCCGGAUCCGUCGGCGUCGAGUUCGCGGGCUCGGCUGUGAGCUCACCGUGCCCGAUUGGACAGAAUGUCUCGCUGGCGGCGGCGAAUGCGGGAUCUGCGUGGCUUACGGCUGCGAACCGCGAGUUGCAGUGGCAGGACCUAUUUUACAGGGGCUACUACGAGCUCAGCAUUGACUACGAUGCUGUGAAUGCUUCUUUCUUUGGUAUCCCGACGACGAGGAUCAAGCAAGGAUACGAAAUCUCCUUGGCCAACUUUACUGUACUGGCUGGCGAGAAUAAGCUACAUCGUUUGAACGGCUCUGCGGCUGUUGGAGGUCUUGCUGAGAGUGGCAGCCUGAAGAACGGUCGCAUUGUGCAGACGAACUUGACGCAUGAUACGGGCAGCGGCGCGUACCUGAAGUACGACUCACCUUGA
Molecule: messenger RNA, 1884 nt
Organism: Colletotrichum phormii
Lineage: Eukaryota; Fungi; Ascomycota; Sordariomycetes; Glomerellales; Glomerellaceae
Product: PhoD-like phosphatase
Exons: 7
Coding region: 1-1884 (627 amino acids)
Source: RefSeq, a predicted model, not a curated record